Carlito syrichta (Philippine tarsier) is the source of this 2238-nucleotide messenger RNA. It is a transcript of the gene COCH, whose product is annotated as cochlin. NCBI's taxonomy places the organism in Eukaryota, Metazoa, Chordata, Mammalia, Primates, Tarsiidae. The record is from RefSeq and is a predicted model, not a curated record. The coding region runs from base 120 to 1439 and encodes 439 amino acids. The transcript is spliced from 8 exons.
AGUUCCCAUCGCUAUUACAUGCUUUACUAGAGGCUUGGACAUCAGGAAAGAGAAAGCAGAUGUCCUUUGUCCAGGAGGCUGCCCUCUUGAGGAAUUCUCUGUGUUUGGGAACAUAGUAUAUGCAUCUGUAUCGAGCAUAUGUGGGGCCGCCGUCCACAGAAGGCAAAAGUGGUACCCAGGAGGCUACAGGACAAGCAGUGUCCACAGCACGUCCACCAACAGGUAAACGACUAAAGAAAACACCUGAGAAGAAAACUGGUAAUAAAGACUGUAAAGCAGACAUUGCAUUUCUAAUUGAUGGAAGCUUUAAUAUCGGGCAGCGCCGAUUUAAUUUACAGAAGAAUUUUGUCGGGAAAGUGGCUCUAAUGUUGGGAAUUGGAACAGAAGGACCGCACGUGGGCCUUGUUCAAGCCAGUGAACAUCCCAAAAUAGAAUUUUAUCUGAAAAACUUUACAUCAGCCAAAGAUGUUUUGUUUGCCAUAAAGGAAGUAGGUUUCAGAGGGGGUAAUUCCAAUACAGGAAAAGCCUUGAAGCAUACUGCUCAGAAAUUCUUCACAGUAGAUGCUGGAGUGAGAAAAGGGAUCCCCAAAGUGGCGGUGGUAUUUAUUGAUGGUUGGCCUUCUGAUGACAUCGAGGAAGCAGGCAUUGUGGCCAGAGAAUUUGGUGUCAAUGUAUUCAUAGUUUCUGUGGCCAAGCCUAUCCCUGAAGAACUGGGAAUGGUUCAGGAUGUUGCAUUUGUUGACAAGGCUGUCUGUCGGAGUAACGGCUUCUUCUCUUACCACAUGCCCAACUGGUUUGGCACCACGAAAUAUGUAAAGCCUCUGGUACAGAAGCUCUGCACUCACGAGCAAAUGAUGUGCAGCAAGACCUGCUAUAAUUCAGUGAACAUCGCCUUUCUGAUUGAUGGCUCCAGCAGUGUUGGAGAUAGUAAUUUCCGUCUCAUGCUUGAAUUUGUUUCCAACAUAGCCAAAACUUUUGAAAUCUCAGACAUUGGCGCCAAGAUAGCUGCUGUACAGUUUACUUACGAUCAGCGCACAGAAUUCAGUUUCACUGACUACAGCACCAAAGAGAAUGUCCUAGCUGUUAUCAGAAACAUCCGCUAUAUGAGUGGUGGAACAGCGACUGGUGAUGCCAUUUCCUUUACUGUCAGAAAUGUGUUUGGUCCCAUAAGGGAGAGCCCCAACAAGAACUUCCUAGUCGUUGUGACAGAUGGGCAGUCCUAUGAUGACGUCCGAGGCCCUGCCGCUGCAGCGCAUGAUGCAGGUAUCACCAUCUUCUCUGUUGGUGUGGCCUGGGCACCUCUGGAUGACCUGAGAGAUAUGGCCUCUAAACCAAAGGAGUCACAUGCUUUCUUCACAAGAGAGUUCACAGGAUUAGAACCAAUUGUUUCCGAUGUUAUUAGAGGCAUUUGCAGAGAUUUCUUAGAAUCCCAGCAAUAAUGGUGACAUUCUGGCAACUGAGAAAGUACAAGAUCUAAUGUAUAAAUUGUACUCCCAUAAUACUGAAAUACUAUAGCAUACUAGGAUCAGAUACAAAACUAUACUAAGUAUGUCAACUGCCGUUUUAAGCCAAUUAAUAUACCUUAAAAACUCCUGCCUUCAGAUUACAAUUUACAGUAUAUUUUAUUCAAAACACACUGCUGAGGCUUCAUAAUCAUGACCCUUAGAAACUCAGGAGAUAUUGCAGAUUAAAACCUUGAGUUCUAUCAUGCCCAUUGAAUGCAUAGAUAUGCAAAUUCCACAGCACAACAAAAGAAUCUAAUAUUUAGGUCAAAAGCAACAUUCCUUCUCUAAUCAUUCUGUAUUAACUAAAGAAAAUGACGAGAAAUUUAAAUGGAAAACAGCUCUUUAACAUGGUUCAAAUAUAAAAAUCUUGACCCAAAUGGAUGUUUUCUUAAAAGCAAUCAGUAAUAGCUAUUACUCCACAUGUGGAAAUAUAAAGAAAUCAUGUAUCACUCUCUUGUAGUGUACUAUCAUGACAACUUACGAUUAAAAAUAUCACACUGAAUAAGAUAGCAAGGUUGCUUGGUAUUCUAUUUAUCUCCUUAAUUUCUUGUGCAUGGAUAUAUUUGGCUUAUCCUCAAAGUCAUCCAAGUACUUAAAAGAUUAAGUUGGUAAAGUUUUACUUACUGCUUAUACUAUCAACUUCUAGCUUUCAAGAAAAGAACCUUUCAAGUAACAACUGUAAGAAAAAAUAUUAUAGUUUGAAUAUUUAAGCAAUAAAACUGCUAGAGACUUA